This is a messenger RNA of Notodromas monacha, 294 nucleotides long. NCBI's taxonomy places the organism in Eukaryota, Metazoa, Arthropoda, Ostracoda, Podocopida, Cyprididae. The record is from the annotation of a GenBank genome assembly.
AUGGGCGAGUCGAGUGCGAGUUCCGACAGUCUGGACGACAUUGCCACGGCGCGGUCACUUUCGCCGCCGUUUUCGACUGCGGGGGAGCCUGAGCCGCCACCUGGUGCGGGGGCGCGGCCGAGGGCGCCGCCGAGAUGCAAGAAGCGUCCUGCGCCGGCGCCGCCGCCUGCACUCGUCCGCCAGUCGGUCGAUAGCCCCGUUUCUGGGUCGGGGUCUCAUCAUGCCAGGAAUCUAGCCCAAGCCCUGGUCCUUGCAGACGAAGACGCUCGCAGCGACAUCUCUGCGGCGGCGUGA